CCACAUGACUGUGCUGCGAGUAUGGCGGACGACGAUUGCAAGAGAGGCAAAAGAGUUCGUGCAGGCUUUGAGUACGAUAGUAGGGUGGGGCGUGUCUGAUUUCAAAGAUGCCAUUAUUAAAGAACUCACUUUCAUUGAGACUGUGCUUCGAGAGCGGAGAAUGGAAUGAAUGCGUUCUGCUCCCUCAAGCUGUCUACCCGAAACCGCCAGUUCCUCUUUUUGAUCAGCGUACACAUAAUGGCGGCUUCUCUUCUUACGUUGAUAUGUGAAUCUGUACAAGCUAAGAACACUUUU
Messenger RNA from Periconia digitata, 294 nucleotides. The record is from the annotation of a GenBank genome assembly. Lineage: Eukaryota; Fungi; Ascomycota; Dothideomycetes; Pleosporales; Periconiaceae.